Messenger RNA from Sycon ciliatum, 891 nucleotides. RefSeq lists its product as uncharacterized. NCBI's taxonomy places the organism in Eukaryota, Metazoa, Porifera, Calcarea, Leucosolenida, Sycettidae. Bases 1 to 891 code for a protein of 296 amino acids. The record is from RefSeq and is a predicted model, not a curated record. The transcript has 2 exons.
AUGUGGGUAGUAUUCCAGCUUUGGCUGCGUGAGGUUGCGGACAUACCUGAGAUUGGACUUCCCGUCUCCUCUAACUCUGGACCGUCUCUCCUUUUCAAGCGCCAGAAGACUGACACAAUCAACAUCCAUCGUGACUGUCAAUUAGCAGACUAUUCGGCACUUAUUGCUACAACUCACCAUGGUGCCACACUUGCACUCAGCCGGUUCAUGGACGUCGUAACUCGCUUCGGCCUCACCAUCAACCUAUCAAAAACCAAAGUAAUGGCGGUCGGCUUCGGCAUUUCUCCGGAGGAUCGUCCUCCAUUGGUGGUUGGCGGGGAAAUUGUCGAGAAUGUGUAUGACAUUCGCUACCUAGGCUACAUCAUCCAUACUGGUGGCCGCACCGCAGUGGACACUCGGUCCCAAAUAGCGUCAGCAUCUAGGGCAUUCGGAGCAUUGCGUCGAUCUGUCUUUGAUGAUGGCGAUCUUUCACUGGUAACGAAGCGAAUGGUGUAUGAUGCAUGUGUGCCUUCUCUUCUUCUUUACGGAGCGGAGUGUUGGGUACCACUGAAAAGCGAGCUUGCGGCGCUGUCCGCCUUCCAUCUUCGCUGCAUUUCCGCAAUCUUAGCCCUCGGUAGAAGAGACACCUGGGACUUCCACAUCAACAGGAAGACAAUUCUGGAGGCCUGGAAUCGUCGAGAUCCGGUGGAUAUCACCAAACGUGUUCUUCGCCGCCGUCUGGAGUGGCUAGGCCAUCUAGCCAGGAUGGACGGCUAUGGAAAUCCGCGCCACUUCCUGUUUGGUACGCUCCCUCCGCCGAAGCCGGCUUGCGGUCCUCGGAAGCGGUGGCGAGACUCUGUCAGAGCUGACCUCUCCACAAUGAACAUCGACCACGCGGAAUGGCCGGUGUAA